AUGGAACUUAAGAAAGACCUAUCUCAUGGGAUACUCUACCAGACAAGUGACACUGAUCAAGAAAAGAACUAUGAGCCAGUUGUCAUUGGAUCUUGGUGUUUACGAAAUAGAGAACAACUCAAAAAAAGAAAACUGGAAACACAAAAGAAGCAAAUGUUACAAAGGCACCUUGAAGAACACAAGAUUCACAAGAGAAGGAGAUCAAGGAAUGCAAAUAAAAAGGGUUUAAAUAAACAACAGUGUUCAAAAACAAAUGCUGAACCUCUAUUACAAGUAGAAAAGGCAUCGCAGGUGACACCUGCCCGGAAAGAAUCUCAGUACUCUGAAACAGAAGCCCUUCCACAUUUAACUUCAUCUCCAAAAGACCUUCCUGAAGAAUAUUCUUUUGAAAUACACCAGGAAAGCUAUAUAUGUGGGGAAAAUUCUGCUAGAUACCAUGAUACAGCAGUAAUGAACUUUUUUUCUGAAAUAGACCAAUAUUUGACUGGACCUGAAGACUUUCUUCUCAACAUAGAGCAAAAAUCACCUGAAUCAGAGAAAAUCACUUUUGAGCAACACCUAAAAUCAUCUAUGCCUGAAGACUUCUUCACCUGUCUGGAACUCCUACCUACAGCUGAAACAAACGGAGCAGAUGAACCUGAUUACCUUUUAAGUGAGAUUUGCAAAGAAAUCACUGUACCCACAGCUUCUUACGAUGAAGUAACUGAAGUAACACCUAAGCCUGAAGUAAACUCACUUGAAAGAUGUCAAGAAAUAUGUGGAGAUGAGAAAUGCUCACCUGAAGCUUACCAGGAAAUGCCUGGGAUUGAAGACCUUUAUAAUAAAAGACAUCAGAAGAGUGAUGAACAUUAUGACUGCUUCAUAGAAGAAAUUCAAGGAACUGAUACAUCUGAAGACCAGGACACUGGUAUACACCAGAAAGUUAACACUUAG
This is a messenger RNA of Apodemus sylvaticus (European woodmouse), 933 nucleotides long. RefSeq names its product hemogen-like. The transcript has a single exon. Bases 1 to 933 code for a protein of 310 amino acids. Lineage: Eukaryota; Metazoa; Chordata; Mammalia; Rodentia; Muridae. Gene Ontology annotation, biological process: cell differentiation. The record is from RefSeq and is a predicted model, not a curated record.